GCAGCUCGUAUUGUACAUGCUGUCAGUCAAGAUGAGUAGAUUGCCUCGACACCAUCCAGUGCUCCCUGCCCAUGGAGAACCGGAGGGUGGCCCUGCACGAGCUGUCCGAGGCCAGCUUCAGCGAGUGCAAGUUCAGCCUGUCGCUCACAGAUCUGUUCAUCAUCAUCUUCUCCGGUGUGGCUGUCUCCAUUGCCGCCAUCAUCUCCAGCUUCUUCCUGGCCACCGUGGUGCAGUGCUUCCAGAGAUGUGCCCCCAACAAGGACGCGGAGGACGAGGAUGAGGACGAGGAUGACUGAGCCACUUCUUUCCACUCCUCACUUUCCUGCACCCAGCCAGUGGCACCUCCUUAAGAGAGGGAAAUGCCGAAAACAGAAGCCUCAGCCCAGCAGGGAACAGGACAGAGCCCGCUCUGGGUCUGGGCACACCUGCUGGAACCGCCAAUCUCAGGGUUCAGAAUCAGCAGAGCAGAGGAACCAGGAGAAAGGAGGGAAUCACUUCUGAGCACAGCCCACCUAGGUGUGGGUGGAGAUGACCGAGUUGGGCUUCCCAGCUGCCAGGUAAAACCCUCCCAAAGAGAAGGAAUGACCUGCAGCUUCUGACCGCCAAGAUGUUUGCGCCAUUCUUGCUCUGACCUGCACCGGGAGACCAUGAACCACCUCCUUCCCUCCAAGAGACAGCAGCUUCCUGCAUGGAGAUUCAAGUUCAGAUCAUUCUCCAUGA
Molecule: messenger RNA, 720 nt
Organism: Castor canadensis (American beaver)
Lineage: Eukaryota; Metazoa; Chordata; Mammalia; Rodentia; Castoridae
Gene: Lrrc38
Product: leucine rich repeat containing 38
Cellular component (GO): plasma membrane
Molecular function (GO): protein binding
Source: RefSeq, a predicted model, not a curated record